This is a messenger RNA of Marasmius oreades (fairy-ring Marasmius), 1815 nucleotides long. RefSeq lists its product as uncharacterized. Gene Ontology annotation, cellular component: plasma membrane; NADPH oxidase complex. The transcript is spliced from 5 exons. Gene Ontology annotation, biological process: defense response; superoxide anion generation. Gene Ontology annotation, molecular function: superoxide-generating NAD(P)H oxidase activity. The record is from RefSeq and is a predicted model, not a curated record. The coding region runs from base 1 to 1815 and encodes 604 amino acids. Lineage: Eukaryota; Fungi; Basidiomycota; Agaricomycetes; Agaricales; Marasmiaceae.
AUGAAGCCUAAUCGUCAUUCUUUCGGCCUUGAUUUUUCAGACAAGAACGCACCAGACCAUCCCGACUACGCCAGCGUCUACACCACCCAAGCAGCUCAUCUGGAGCGCAAUUACUCCGAAAGGCAUCGUCCACAAACAUUACACGGAAGAUUGACUAGGGAUCUCUCCGCCCAGGCUGAACUUUUUCAACCAAAGUCAUUCGGCAACACAAUCCACUUGUGGUUGAUCAACGAGGGUGGCAAACAAGUAUUCUUUGGAGUUUGGAUCCUACUUCAUCUAUUAGUUGCUACAUUUGGUUUUUUAAAUUAUCAACUCCGAGGUGAUUUGACAAACGCUAGACGGAUAUUUGGAACGCCUUACGUGGUCGCCAGAACAGCUGCUCUCGUCCUCCACAUUGACGUUAUCUUCAUUCUCCUCCCCGUUUGUCGAAAUUUUAUCUCCCUUCUUCGCCGAACUCCUCUCAAUCACAUCAUCCCCUUUGAUAAAAACAUCACAUUUCACAAAGCCAUCGGCUGGUCCAUCCUCACCUGGUCUACCAUCCAUAUCAUCGCUCAUUUGAUCAACUUUACAACCUUAGCAUCCGAACUCGCAUCCGCCGAGUCCACUAAUCGGCGUUUCGUUGAGUUUCUUGCUCUGAAUUUCACCACCGGACCAGGCUUGACGGGAUGGAUCAUGACUGCGAAUUUAUUCACAAUUGCCUUUUUUUCGACCGAAAGACAACGAACACGACGGUACGACUGGUUUUGGUACACACACCAUUUGUUCUUCGUGUUCUUCGUCAACUGGCAGCUGCAUGGAAUGUUUUGUAUGAUCAAGCCUGAUCUUCCGCCUUACUGUUCUUGGGAGAAUGCUGCCGAGUUCUGGAAAUACUGGCUCAUUGGAGGUGGUGUUUGGGUUUACGAACGUAUCCUCAGGGAGUUCCGCUCGAGGCACAUCACCUACAUAUCUAAAGUGAUCCAACACCCCUCCAAUGUCAUGGAACUCCAAAUCAAGAAGGAAAAAACCUUCACACGAGCUGGUCAACACAUCUUUCUAUCUUGCCCUGCGGUGUCUUAUUUCCAAUGGCAUCCUUUUACGUUGACGAGUGCUCCAGAAGAAGACUACCUCUCAGUUCAUAUUCGUAUCGUUGGAGACUUCACUCGUGCGUUGGCCAAAUCUGUCGGAUGUGAUUUUUGUGAGGGUCCAGCAAGACAGCCCGACGGUCGACAGCCAACGUUCAAGGACAAGCUUCGAAUCAAUCCGAUUCUUCCACGGGUGAUGGUCGAUGGACCGUUUGGAAGUGCUUCCGAGGAUUUCAUGAAUUAUGAAACUGUCCUCUUGAUGGGUGCAGGCGUUGGAGUUACGCCUUUUGCUUCUAUACUCAAAUCCAUGUGGUACCGUAUGAACCGCUUUAAGUACUCCACACCCAUCCGGCUCUCGAAGGUUUACUUCAUUUGGGUCAUCCGAGACUAUAGUCAAGUCGAGUGGUUUCAUUCUCUCCUUCAGGCCAUCGAAGAACAAGACGUGCAAAGUAAAAUUGAAAUCAGCAUCUAUUUGACUGGGGAAGUUGAAGCAGACGAUAUCAACAACAUCAUGGUUCUUGACAUGGAUGGUGAGAAUGAUGCGAUUGCGUCUUUGAGGGCUCCGACACACUUUGGGAGACCAAAUUGGGGGAAAGUGUUUGAGAAUGUGGCUGUGAAGCAUCCGGAUGCGGAUGUUGGUCUUUUCUUUUGUGGACCGCAGGCGGUAUCGAAGGAGCUUCAUAGGACGAGUGUUGAGCAUUCGAAUCCUGCCGCCGGAGGUACGAGGUUCUUCUAUAAGAAAGAGAAUUUCUAA